Molecule: messenger RNA, 375 nt
Organism: Castor canadensis (American beaver)
Lineage: Eukaryota; Metazoa; Chordata; Mammalia; Rodentia; Castoridae
Gene: Kncn
Product: kinocilin
Cellular component (GO): neuronal cell body; apical plasma membrane; cuticular plate
Source: RefSeq, a predicted model, not a curated record
AUGGAUAUCUCCAUCAGUAGCAGAGACUUCCACUGUCUGCAGCUGGCCUGUGUGGCCCUUGGCCUGGUGGCCGGCAGCAUCAUCAUCGGCGUCUCCGUGUCCAAGGCUGCAGCUGCAGUAGGCGGUAUCUUUCUUGGUGCUGCCGGGCUGGGGCUCCUCAUCUUCGCCUACCCCUUCCUGAAGACUCGGCUCAACCUGGACCACCUCCUGCCUGCAAUAGGAAGCCUGAGAGUCCACCCCAACCCAGGGGCAGACCAUACAGUGGGAAGAUCCAACACCAAUGGCAAUAAGGAAGGGGCCCGCAGCAGCCUGUCCACUGUGAGUAGGACCCUGGAAAAGCUGAAACUUGGAGGACGGAGUGCUGAGGAGAGCUGA